This is a messenger RNA of Cydia strobilella, 1404 nucleotides long. RefSeq lists its product as uncharacterized. The record is from RefSeq and is a predicted model, not a curated record. Gene Ontology annotation, biological process: DNA integration. The transcript is spliced from 2 exons. Lineage: Eukaryota; Metazoa; Arthropoda; Insecta; Lepidoptera; Tortricidae. Gene Ontology annotation, molecular function: nucleic acid binding. Bases 1 to 1404 code for a protein of 467 amino acids.
AUGAGGGGUCAUAAGGUUGUAAUUCCAGACACGUUACGUGAAAAAGUGUUGUCGGAGCUCCAUAAAUCGCAUCUAGGUAUAGUGAAGACUAAGGCGGAGGUUAGGUCUAGAUUUUGGUUUAAGGGCGUGGACGAAGCAGUAGAACGAAUGAUAGGGUCUUGCAAUAUUUGCAUACAGAUGCGACCAGCGCCAGCCCGAGUCAAGCCCGUUCCGUGGACACCGCCUAAGGAAGCUUGUAGUCGUGUCCACGCCGACUUCCUCGGCCCAAUAAAUGGUCGAAUGUACCUAGUGCUGGUCGAUGCGUUUUCCAAGUGGCCAGAAGUGUACGACAUGGCCAACACAACUACAUCCACCGCCACUAUCGAUAAAUUGUAUGAAUUUAUGUCCAGAUUCGGUAUACCGCUAACUUUGGUAACGGACAAUGGCACAGCUUUUUGUUCCCAAGAAUUUCAAUCUUUUUGUAUCCUUAAUGGAAUAAAGCAUGUCACGUCACCGCCGUACCAUGCUGCAAGCAACGGCCAAGCCGAAUCAUAUGUGAAAAUAGUUAAAAAAGGAAUACGGUCUAGUCUUAUGUCGAGCAGUAACGUUAAACAAGCGAAAAUGGAACUUUUAAAAUAUUUGUUUGAUUACCGUAAUUCGAAACACACUACCACUGGGUUCUCCCCCGCGCAAUUAGUCUACGAACGUAAAAUGAGGUCACGUAUAGAUCUGUUAUCCCCACCCUCACCGCUGCCCUCGUCUGCGGCUCCAAAGUCUGAUAAGCCCGAUGUUCAGUGCUCACAGGAUAAUAAUAAUGUAACUAACCGGAAACAAUUCGCAAUUGGCACCUUUGCACUCUAUACAAAAAAUGUAAACAAUAAUAAAAUUACGUGGAGUAAAGGAACGGUAGAAAAGCGAAUAGGAAAGGUUAUGUAUUUAAUUAAAGACUGGGAUUCUCAAAUAAGUUAUCGAAAACAUGUAAACCAACUAGCAUUGUAUAAAGGUUACCUGGGAGAUGCUAAUGUAUGGGACUAUGACGAUCACGAUAGACUUACGCACUCACCGCCUGCGCCAAUUUCUAUUUCGUCGUCGCCGCCGCCGCCGCCAACGCCGCCGCCGCCGCCGCCGCCGCCGCUGGCGCGAGCGGAGCUGCCACCGUCGGUGCCAACGCCGCCGCCGCCGCUGGCGCGAGCGGAGCUGCCACCGUCGGUGCCAACGCCGCCGCCGCCGUCGGUGCCAACGCCGCCGCCGCCGCCUCAACCGUUGAUGUUGCCAUCGCCUCACCAGAAUGAGUCAGGCCAUACUCACCCCGUGGAGGAAGAAGAGUACAGCGAAGACGAGGAAGAGUUUCAUGAGGCAGAAUCCGACAAUAGGCCGCCAACAGACAAAGAAUACAAAGACGCGUACAAUGGGGCUGGCAACUGA